Molecule: messenger RNA, 2241 nt
Organism: Homarus americanus (American lobster)
Lineage: Eukaryota; Metazoa; Arthropoda; Malacostraca; Decapoda; Nephropidae
Product: protein O-linked-mannose beta-1,2-N-acetylglucosaminyltransferase 1-like
Exons: 13
Coding region: 229-2226 (665 amino acids)
Biological process (GO): protein O-linked glycosylation via N-acetylgalactosamine
Cellular component (GO): Golgi membrane
Molecular function (GO): beta-1,3-galactosyl-O-glycosyl-glycoprotein beta-1,3-N-acetylglucosaminyltransferase activity
Source: RefSeq, a predicted model, not a curated record
UCAUACCUGUUAGGCUCUGUUAUUCACUAACAACGUGCCGUAACAGGGCGUAACACGAAACACAAUAGAGCUCUUGACAACAAGUAAUAUACCGCUGGGUAACUAGAGGUACUUCCGUUACUUGGGACAGUCUGGCGGCCAUAAUUCCGUUUAGAAGAGCGUGACGGCCCGCGCCCGUUACCUAGAACGUAGUGUGGCGACCGUAACACAUGGACGUGAGCGUGUAUCAUGGGUGACGGAUGUAUAGGAUACGUGUUACUGGUGACGGUGACGCUGGUGACGGUGACGGAAGGUGCUGAACUGCUGUCAAUGCGGUGGAGGAACAUAGGCAGAGGUCAUAACUACAAGCCUUACAACCUGGCUACUCAUAACCGUAUACGAGAAGCUAUCUCCCGUCACCUUCACCUGUCUGUUAGCAUCAAUACCACCUGUGUGACGCUCAAGAUUGACGAUCAACUGGUAUAUGAGGGUACGGGAGAGGCUGUGAACACGGGCAGGUACGGUGCUCUCCACUCUGGUGUGCACGUACUGGUGGUGCACGGGGGGCGGGGUAAUCUUAUGAUGGCACGGCAAUUUCUUACGUACCAACCCGCAGAGCACGCCCGACUGAAGGACUGUGUGGCCUCCGUGCAGCAUGGCAGAGUGAUCGUGUUGGUGGGAGUGCCGGAGUGGGUUAUGUUCCUGGGACGCGGUGCUGAGGAAACCCUGACAUCCUUAGGGUCGAGAUGGGCGGCGAAGGCGACGCAGGGGGAGGUGUGGGCGUGGGUGGGAGUAGUGGGCGGGAAGACCCUAGCUGAGGCGACUACCACAAGAGGACUAGAGAGGUACCCGUCUUCUGAUCUUCACUUGGAUGUUUAUGUGGCCAAGACUGACCCAGGUCAGGUACGGUGCCCUUGGUACACUCGGCCUAGGAUGUACCGUCAGGCAACCUUCUGCGAGCGGUACGAGGGGUAUGGCGACCUGUGCACCUGUAACGAUACCUUCUUCCCUGAAACCCGUAGGUUACAGGAAUUCUUAUCUACCCAGGAGCAGAUACCCGUGGUGGUGGUGACUGCCUUCAAGCCUUAUUACUUAUACAGACUGCUUCGUCAGUUGUUCACGAUGGCUGGGGCGUGGCAGACAGAGGUGUUGGUGGUGGUGGACGGCGCCCACCAGGAGACGUUGGCCCUGGUGGAGGUGAUGGGCGUGAGCGUGGUGAUCCACAGGCCAGAGGGCUUCCAUAAUAACCGCAUCAACGCCAACGUCAAGUUCGCCCUGGACAGCGUCUUCAGAAGGUUUGCCGGAGCCCACAAGGCCAUAGUGCUGGAGGACGACCUCCUCCUCUCACCCGACUUACUCAGGUACUUUCACCAGGUGUCGCCACUACUGGAUCUGGACCCCAGCGUGUACUGCGUCAACGCCUACAGCAGUAACAGCUUUGCAGACACUGCCAGCGACCCGCAGGUGUUGCUGAGGGCGAGGACCUACCCGAUGUACGGUUGGAUGAUCACCCGCGCCUACAGCAGCGAGGUCAUCCAGAAGUGGGUGCCGCCAGGGAAGGGAGACUGGGACUGGUGGCUGGCGUGGGAGGACCUGAGGAAGGGACGCGACGUGGUGUUCCCCGAAGUGUCCAGGACCUUCCACUCAGGGUCAGCUGGCGUCCACGUCACGGGAUUCGAACAGGAGGUCUUCUUUAACCGUAUGAUCUACAACCACCUGCCUCACGUCGACCUCAUGGAUGUGAACCAAAUGAUCCGGGACAGGUACGACGAACGGUUGACCCGUGACCUGAAAGUAGCCAAGACCCUGGACACGCUACCUCGUGACCUGUGUGCCAUGACCUGGGUGACCCGCAACAGCUCUCGACCCCUAGCACUCUACCUACACGCUGAGGACAACAACGACAAGUACCACAGCUUCAAGUUAUUCCUUAUGUGCCUCCGGACGUACGAUGAGAGCACUCGGGAGAUCUACAAGGGCGUGAUACGAGUGCGAUGGCGCGGCACUUUGGUUUACCUGGUAGGCUGCCCCUUCUCGCCGUUCUGUAUACACAACCCCAGGAAGAACAUGGUGUUCAAGCCCUCCAUGGGGGACCUCCAGGCAGCAGGUCAGGCCAGGGACGAGUGGGAGUUGACCUUCAGACCUAACCCUCGCCUCGCCCGCCACCCUGACCUCACCCCUGACCUUGACCUCAACAACUUCCUCACCAGGCAAGCUGAGACUACAACCAGGUCAUCGGGGACUUGAAUGACGAUUGACAGA